This is a messenger RNA of Diaporthe amygdali, 1140 nucleotides long. RefSeq lists its product as uncharacterized. Gene Ontology annotation, molecular function: oxidoreductase activity. The record is from RefSeq and is a predicted model, not a curated record. The coding region runs from base 1 to 1140 and encodes 379 amino acids. The transcript is spliced from 5 exons. NCBI's taxonomy places the organism in Eukaryota, Fungi, Ascomycota, Sordariomycetes, Diaporthales, Diaporthaceae.
AUGCCUUUAACCAAGAUUUUCGAGCCCUUCUCUUUCGAGGGACAGAAAGAUGUGAGGAACUUUAGCUCGCUGCCAAGUGCUGAGUUCCCCCUUGCUCUGCGGCCAGCGAAUGGCUGGGAUCCGUCUCUACAGGAGUCCAUCGAGACUGUCAGUCAGCUUUCUAGUUCGGGCGAGCUUAAAAGAAUCAUUCAGAAACACGGAGGUGCGCUGCUUAUUCGGGGACUACCGAUCAGAACCCCAGAGGACUACAGUCAAAUUGCACAUGCUUUCGGAUUCAUUGCCCAUGAAGAGGUUGGACGGCCACCAAUCAGGACGGUGCUGGCAAAGAAUGUCAAGACAGCCAACGAAGGACCACCAGAUCUGCCUAUCUGGCCUCAUAACGAGUAUGGGUGGUCAACAAUCCACCCGGACUGGAUUAGCUUCUCAGCUCUUGCGGUUCCCGAAUCCGGUGGCGAGACUCCAAUCAUAUCAGGAUUGGGCCUUGUGAGGGCGUUGCAAGCACAAGCUCCAAAAUUCAUCGACAAGCUGCAAAAGAAAGGCGUCAAAUACGUUUAUCGUUACGGCGUGAAGGCGAUAGUGUCCACCACUGGGGCAAGCGUCAUCGAUGCCUAUGGGCAAGAAGUGAAAUCAGACGACGAUGAAGUCACCGUGAGGAGGAAGGUCGAGGAGCAAAUUAAAAGACAUAGUCAUAAUUUCGAGUGGCAUGACGACGGGUCAUUGAGUGUGACCCAUGUUGUCCCAAUCAUAAGAAAGCACGAAGACUUGGGUCUUACUACGUGGUUCGGGAACCUCACCAGUGCGUGGGGGCGCAGCAGACAUCAUGGAGCUACUCAACCUCCUUAUCGAGGCGAUGACGGCUCAUAUCACCCUCCUCCUCUGUACGGAGACGGAACCGUCAUUGAGAGCAGUUACCUCGACUUGGCCCUUUCGAUCGCGGAGUCGUCGCAGGUCUUGCUGAGAUGGGAACAGGGUGACGUGGUCCUGCUCGAUAACUACGCAGUGUUGCACUCCCGCGUACCGUGGAAAGGUAACCGCUCAGUUCUGGCAGCGCUCUGGGAUGAUGUUCAGGAAGAGAACAGAAUCUCAGACUACACCGAAGAAUCAUGGCGUAUCGCAUCCGAAGUCCAGGAGAGAAAUUAA